GGUGAGCCCCAGCCCUCCGUGGGGCGCGAGCGCAGGCGAGGUGCUCGAGCCACCAGCCCUCCCAAAGCCUCCCCCGCCAGAGCCCUCCAGAGGACCGACCAACUCACCAGAGCAGUGGGCAGCCAGCAGUCCCUCCCGACGCUGCCGGGAUGGAGAGUCGGCAGAACAACGCCACCGAGGAGCCUGAGAUCGAGCUGUUCGUGAAGGCUGGUAUCGAUGGAGAAAACAUCGGAAACUGCCCCUUCUGCCAGCGCCUCUUCAUGGUGCUGUGGCUCAAAGGGGUCAAGUUCAACGUCACCACGGUGGACAUGACCAGGAAACCUGAAGAGUUGAAAGAUUUAGCACCGGGCACUAACCCACCCUUCUUGCUGUUCAACAAGGAGUUGAAAACAGACUUCAUUAAGAUCGAGGAGUUCCUGGAGCAGACCCUGGGCCCACCCACGUAUCCGCACCUGAGCCCCAAAUACAAGGAGUCCUUCGACGUGGGGAGCGACAUCUUUGCCAAGUUCUCGGCAUAUAUCAAGAACCCACGCAAGGAAGCAAAUAUCAAUUUCGAGAAGGCCCUGCUGCGGGAGUUCCAGCGGCUGGAUAUCUACCUAAACACGCCUCUUCCCGAGGAGAUUGACCAGGACAGUGUGGAGGACAUCACCGUCUCCAAGAGGAAAUUCCUGGACGGAGACCACCUGACGCUGGCUGAUUGCAACCUCCUGCCCAAACUGCAUAUCAUCAAGAUCGCAGCCAAAAGGUACCGCGACUUCGAGAUCCCAGCAGACAUGACGGGUGUCUGGCGCUACCUCAACAACGCCUACGCCUGCGAUGAGUUCAGCCACACGUGCCCCGCUGAUGAGGAGAUAGAGCACACCUACGCCAGCGUCGCCAGGAAGAUGACCUAACCCGGGGUGCGCUGGCAGCGCUGCCCCUGGCCGAGCCCCCCAACCCCACACUCCUGACGCAACCGGACCCCAGCCGAGGGAGGGACUGGAGGGGGUUUAUGGUGUCGCUACCACCUGCCUUUCAGAAAUAGCGCCUUGCUUCACAGCUCCCCGCCACUCCCUCCUCCUCCUCCGCCAGCUGGGUGCCUGCACGGACCGGUCCCUGCCCAGCUGCUGUGGGCACUGCAUCCCUGCUCCCCAAAAAUGGCUCUCACGGCCUGUGACCAUGCGUCGUGGGAAAAGCCGAGCACUGGCCUUCCGCAGUGGCACUUCAGUGGCAGAGCUGAGACCCCCCAGGGCUGGGCCAGCCCUGCCGCCCCCUCUGCUGCCAGAGCCGCUCUGCUCUGCCAGCUCCACGCGGUCCCAGCGGUCCCAGCCAUCCCCUGCACACGGGAAGAGGCAUCCCGGGAUCCCAGUGCAUCGCUGUUUGAAUUCGCCCGGUUGCCCUUCUGUACAGCACCCUGCAGCCUGCUUUGGGCAAGCCCUCUCUUCCACCAAGGCUCCAUCGGAAGCCACCGAAAGGCUCAGCCCCAGUAGUUUACUGCAGUGAGAAAUUGUUCUUACUGCUAGCGAGCUGUAACGUGCAUCUGACCCCUCAUUAGGACAUGGAGGGGACGAUGCCUGGUGUGAAAGUGCCAGGACCUGCUGUGGAAAGGAAGGAGGGGUGUGGGGACUCGCGAAGGGCUGAGGAUGGAGGGCUGAGGAUCAGGACAUCCCUCCCAUGUGUGCCAGCACCCAGGGCCACGUGCUGCUGGCUGCAAGGUCCCGCCUGGCUCCUGUGAGCUAAGAAACCUCUCCCUGCCUUGCAGGACGCUGCAGGAGGUGCAGCCAUGGGCAGCUCCAGCUCCACCACCCCUCCCUGCUCCCCACCAACACUUCAGGUGCCUGACUGGGAGAUGGAGGUACGGGGUAGGGCAUCCAUCUGGUUUCCACACCCCUGUACCGGACAGCCUGAGAGAGCAGGCAAAAGCUGCUUUGCAAAGCGCCAUGUCUGUAGGAGAUACGUGGGCAGGUUUGGUGCUCCCUGGCUCAGCCUUGUCCAGUGCCGCUGAUGCAAGAGGAGCCAAAGCCGCUCUGCACAGCCGUGACAUCCCGUCCUCCCCCACCUGACACCUCCAGCUCCCCCAAGGGCUCCUGCUGUGAAUUCAGCCAGCCUUCCCCAGCCAGCCCCGCGGGCUAAAAAAUACUGUACAGUGAGCGAGGUGGGUCCUGCAGGGACGCGGCGACGGCAGACACCCCCUCCAGCCCUCACUGCCACUUCCCUCUUUGCACUAAAAUGAGUGUCCUUGCAAGCCUGCCUCUGAUAGCAAUGGGUUUGGGGACGGGUUUUGUUACUAAUGGAUUUUGGUUUGUUUGGGUUUUUUAAACUGAGAACAGCAAUAAACUGUAUUUUAAUAUGCC
Messenger RNA from Chroicocephalus ridibundus (black-headed gull), 2333 nucleotides. RefSeq names its product chloride intracellular channel protein 2-like. Lineage: Eukaryota; Metazoa; Chordata; Aves; Charadriiformes; Laridae. Gene Ontology annotation, biological process: negative regulation of ryanodine-sensitive calcium-release channel activity; chloride transmembrane transport. The coding region runs from base 150 to 893 and encodes 247 amino acids. The record is from RefSeq and is a predicted model, not a curated record. The transcript is spliced from 6 exons. Gene Ontology annotation, molecular function: chloride channel activity.